CCUUUUCCUCGUUCUAUUUUCGCUCCGUGCCACCAUUGGAAGAGUAACGUUUGCCAUUCGCUGCCUAGCUCGGUGGUUUUAAUGAAAGGGACUUUGAACCAAAUACGGCAUUAGGUGGAAGGAAUUGCGAGAAACGCAAGCGGGAGCUCGUGGAAAACCAGGAGAGUGGACUCCUGCUUUGAAAAGAGUUACAGUCCCAGUGUAUGCGGACUCGGAUCACGUGGUCGCUGGCGCAUUGACCUCACUUGUAUGUUUUCUGUCGAACUGUUGUCAUCGGGCGGAUAAGUCGCGUCGUUAGAGAGGCGGGGAGUUUGGCGAGUGGACGAAGGAGUUCAGUCCGGCGAUCCAGUGCGGAGGUCGGCCUCCCAGUCGAGCUCGGCGAAGGCUAAGCUAGGCUAGUUGAAAACUCCUCCGAGCUUCCGUCAUCUCCCGCGCUUUCUCUUCGUGUUCAUGUUGUUGUCCGCCGCGCCGACGCCUUUUCAACCUCCCUUUCCACACGAGCAAUCGUCUAUUUUGCCCAAUUGAUUCCCAAUUGCGUUCGGUUGGAGCCACACACUCGUUAGCCCGCCGAGCCGAUAUAGCCGCGCAGUCAAAAUGGCGGACAACGGCGACGAUAGCGGUUCGAGCAGAACAAUAACAGCCGCCGAGACGCCGAGCUCCUCGGCUGCGGACUCCACACAGCCCGAGGAUGCCGCGCUGCCGCUCCCAGCAGCCCGCGGAGGAGACGCCGAGGGAACGGAGGACGGCACCGACGAGCACAGCGUCCAGCGCGGGAACAGCUCGGACGCAAUGUCGGGCGGACAUGAGGUUCAUCAUGAUGAGGUUCACCGGGAUGAUGAGGAGGCGCAGGCAGGGUCCGACACUCAGCUGGUGGACUUCCUGCACACCUGCCCCGAGGAACAAAGCAUCCUGGUGGGCACGGACUUCGCCAGCUUGGGUCCGGACAUGAGCAACACCACCAUCAUCUAUGUCCAGCCGGACGGCAGUCUGGUGGAGGGCUCCGGGCUGACCCCGGAGGAGCAGAGGUCUCUCCUGGAACAGCUCACCAAACAGCAGGUCGUCCAGGUGUCGGACUCGGAGGCCGCCCAGCUGCUCCAGCAGAGCCAGGCGGUCAAAGGCAGCCCGCCGGUCCACAAUGCGGCCCUCAACCCCAGCCAGCUGCAGCAAGUCAUCAGCCAGGUGACCAAGUCCCAGCAGGUAGUCCAGACCCCCCAGCAGAUGGUCAAGCAGGUGGUCCAAGUCCAGGCGAGUCCCCAGAACCUUUCCCAGCAGAUAGUCCAGACCCCCAAGCAGGUGGUCCAAGUCCAGACGAGUCCCCAGAACCUUUCCCAGCAGGUAGUCCAGACCCCCCAGCAGACGGUCAAGCAGGUGGUCCAAGUCCAGACGAGUCCCCAGAACCUUUCCCAACAAGUAGUGCAGACGGUCAAGCAGGUGGUCCACGUCCAGACCAGUCCCCAGAACCCUCCUCAGCAGAUGAAGACCGUGGUCCAACAGGUUGUAGCGCAGAGCGGGGGCAGCGUCCAGAAGUCGGAACCGGUCAGGAUCCAGGUCCAGGCUCCUCCUAAACAGGAAGUUAAGGUCUCCACCAAUGGCAGCGCUCAGAUCUUUCACAUCCAGCCAAUGGUGGGCCAGCAGGGCCAGCAGUUGUUCCUGCAGCAAAACCUGGGAGACCCCCCCAUCCAGCUGCUGCUCCAGAGUCCCGGGUCGCUGCUCCCGCUGGUCCACAAGCUGCCGGCGCAGACGUCCUCCGCCGUGGUUGCUGCUGCGCCUCACAAGCACGUGUCUUCCCCCGCCAAGACUCCGCCCACCCCUACCGCCAAAUUUGCAAGUGUGUCUCUGAUCAAAACCCCUGCAAACAGCACAGUGGCGACCCCCGUCAAAAGUCCACUUGGUCCGGCAAAGACCGGCGAUCCAGUCCCCGCCCAACAUGUGGGGGCUCCGCCCCCGGCGGCCAAGGAUGGCGAGAAAGAAAAAGUGAAAAAGAGCAAGAAGAGAGACAAAAAAGCUGCCAAAGUCCAGACCAGGUCUGGUCGGGUGUCCAGACCUCCAAAGUAUAAAGCCAAGGACUACAAGUUCAUCAAGACCGAAGACUUGGCUGAGAGCCACCAGUCGGACUCUGACGAUUACUCUGACAUGAGUAUGGAAGAGGAGGAGAGGAAGGACAACUCCGCCCCUGACGCCGCCAUGUCCCUCACCUACGGCCACAAGUCCCGGUCCCACCGCUGCCAGACCUGCGACAAGGCCUACAUCGGCCCCGGGGGUCUCAACCGUCAUUACAAGCUCAACCCCAGCCACGGGGAGCCGUCCUGCGACACGCCGCACCCCCUCAGCGACGACGAGCGAUCGCCGGGUCCCGCCGAAGAAGAGCCCAGCGAGGAGAAGGCUGUCGUCGUGGCUACCAGCAGGGACCCGCUCGCUUCCGGGGGAUUCCGAGGCCUCCACCACCGGGGUGUCGGCAGGCCCCGGGGGCGGGGAAGGGGAAGGGGACGAGGACGACCAUUGGGACCGCCCACCAAGUUCCCUCAGGUGUCGGGCGGGCUAAUCAGGAGGGGUGGGCGCCGCGGGCGGCCACCCAAGCUCAGCGUUGCCAUGGCGACUGCCGAGCAGCAGGUGGAAAGGAGACGAGAACGACUGCAGGAGCUUGUGGAGCAGUGUGAAGACGAGGAGCUGAUGGACAUUGUUCUUCCUCGUUUGACCAAAGUCUUAAGUGUCUGGGAAAUGCUGCUGGCCAAGGUGGAGCGCGGCGGUCCGGCUCGCAGCUAUUUCCCCGAUAUCUACCGAGAGUUUGAGUCCCUGCAGGCGCAGGUGAGGCAAGCCGCCCAGGAUUACAUCGUGGCUCCGGUGGGCGGGGCCACACCCCUGGAGAUCAGGAACAUUGAGGUGGCCAGAUGUCUAGGCAUCCUGGAUGAGGUGAACAGGAUGAAGGUCCUUCCCGGAGCUAGUCCCAGUCCCAGUGUCAGCAACAAGAACAGCCGAUACUUGGAGAACUCCAAGAUGCUUCCUCCUUCCAAGCGCUUCAAGAUGGAGAACAGCGCUCCUCUGCACCACAAUGGUACUGACACCACAGGUGUCAGCCCCGUUACUCCACCCCCGCCCGUGGUCACAGCGCCGCCAGCUGUGACUCCGCCCCCUAGUGUGGUUUCGCCUCCGCCAGCUUCGACUCCAACUCCUAGCGUGGUCUCAACUCCACCAGUUGUGACUUCACCCCCACCAGCUGUGACUCCGCCCCCUAGCGUGGUCGCAGCGCCGCCAGCUCCGACUCCACCUCCACCUCACGACUCAUCCUGCUCCACCGGGCCUGAACAGGCUCCUCCCCCUGCCACGCCCAUGGAGGUGACUGCCGGUGAGAAUGAGGAGGCCCCGCCCACAGAGGAGGCAGAUAAGUCAGCCUGGACAGUCCAGAACGUGAGCCAGACCACCUCAGAAGACCCGACGGAGUCCUGCCAGACCAAAGAACUGGAAGAGGGCGAGGAGAUCUACAUCCAGACCGAAGGCAUGACGGUCCAGCUGGCGGAGCCCGGACAAGAAGGCAUCGUCAUUGUCAACGGCCCCGACGGGACCACCAUGCACAUCCAGACCCCGGAAGGCGUCCCCCUGGAGGCGGUCCAGGCCCUGCUGGGCAUCGAAGGCUCCAAAAGCACCUGA
Messenger RNA from Nerophis lumbriciformis (worm pipefish), 3645 nucleotides. RefSeq names its product zinc finger protein 839 (gene znf839). Lineage: Eukaryota; Metazoa; Chordata; Actinopteri; Syngnathiformes; Syngnathidae. The record is from RefSeq and is a predicted model, not a curated record.